ACGUACCAUUUCCAAGAUCCAAAUAUUUGACAUCAUGGCUGAAAAAGACACCAAGAUCCCCGUCCCCAUUGAGGAUUCAAAGGACACGACGGAUAUACCUAUCCAGAUAUGGAAAUAUCAGACCGGAGAAAUCGACAGUGCCUAUGAUGCUGUGUUCGGCAAAGUCAACGAAAAUGGGCCUAAUUAUCGCAGUGUUGGAUGGUGGGGCACAGUUGCUUUAAUGCUGAAGACCCAGAUUGGCCUGGGUGUUCUCUCCAUCCCGGCCACUUUUGACGUGCUGGGAUUGGUGCCAGGAAUUAUCUUACUUUGCAUCGCGGCAGGAAUCGCAACAUGGACUAGCUACAUGGUUGGUGUCUUCAAGCUGAAUCAUCGCGAAGUAUAUGGCAUGAAUGAUGCAGGGGGGUUGAUGUUUGGCAAAGUUGGGCGGGAAUUAUUUGGACUCGCGUUCUGCCUUUGUAAUACGAAAGAUUGGAUCUUCGUUGCCGGGUCCGGUAUUUUAGGUAUAUCGAUCAGCCUGAAUGCUGUCUCGGGCCACGGCACCUGUACUGCUGCUUUUGCUGUUGUUGCUGCUACCAUUGGAUUUCUAUUUGCUAGCAUUCAAACUCUGAGUCGAAUUAGUUGGAUAGCGUGGUUCUUACUCUCUGCACCACACGGCUGGACUUCAGAUUUUAAAAUCGUUCAAAGACCAUCGUUUGCAGAUGGCGUUUCCGCUGUGUCUACUCUAAUUUUUGCCUGCACUGCUACACCCGCAUAUUUCUCUAUUGCAGCUGAGAUGCGGGACCUUCGAUACUUUAAUCGUGCAGUGUUUUUGAGCCAACUCUGCUCCACCGUUUUGUAUGUGACCGUCGGCGCCACUGUUUACUACUACUGCGGGACCAUGGUGGCCUCACCUGCUCUAGGGUCUGCUGGUCCUUUGAUCAAGAGUGUCUCCUAUGGCAUUGCCUUGCCUGGCCUGAUUGCGUCAACCACUAUUCUGAUUCAUAUACCAAGCAAAUACCUUUUUGUCCGUAUCCUUCGAGGGUCACAACACUUGACGUCAAACACAUUCAUCCACUGGAGUACUUGGAUUGGCUGCACAUUCGGGUGUACCAUUAUUGCAUACGUUAUUGCAAGUGGCAUUCCAGUUUUCAAUAACCUCCUUUCCCUCAUCGGCGCCCUGUUAGGGGCAAUUUUAGCCUACCAAGCUGCUGGCUGUAUGUGGUUCUACGACAACUGGAGUGAUAUUCAUACUACAAAGAGAACCUGGAGGUGGAUCGCCCUUGCCUUUUGGAGCGGUUUCCUAAUUGUGGUUGGGACAUUCAUAACUAUCGCUGGCACAUAUGGGUCGGUUGUUAACAUUGUCGACUCCCUUCAAAAAGAAGGCAGCUCCAGGUCCUGGACUUGUGUUGACAAUUCCAACUCGUAG
Penicillium riverlandense is the source of this 1405-nucleotide messenger RNA. RefSeq lists its product as uncharacterized. Gene Ontology annotation, biological process: amino acid transmembrane transport. The transcript is spliced from 6 exons. Gene Ontology annotation, molecular function: amino acid transmembrane transporter activity. The record is from RefSeq and is a predicted model, not a curated record. The coding region runs from base 35 to 1405 and encodes 456 amino acids. Gene Ontology annotation, cellular component: vacuolar membrane. NCBI's taxonomy places the organism in Eukaryota, Fungi, Ascomycota, Eurotiomycetes, Eurotiales, Aspergillaceae.